AUGCAUUUCAAAUUUUUAUUGGUAAUUUUCACACAGUGUUGCUGCCAAGAUUCCAAAGACCAAGAAGAGCCAUCUCUCCAGCAUGCAAUUCCUACAGAUAGCCAAAAUAAACACCUUCGAAGUUUUGAUCAAAGUCUUCAAAACCUCAAUGGCUCUUUUUCAGGUGACGAAAACUCUGCCAACCUCGUUUUAUCCGAAAAAGAAAUUGCAGAUUCUCCUAAAUUAAACAUAAAAAAAUUUUUAAAAACAAACAAAAAUUACCAUUUUAAAUUAAAAAAAAAAAUAAAUAAAUUUAACAUACAAAUUCUCGAAAGUCUUGGGUCAACUCCAGGAACCGUCAUCAAUAUCAAUGCUGGAGGUUGUAUUAAUUCUCUGCGCAAAAAGCAAGACUCUCAUACCUAUAUAGGAUCUGCUUUAGAAGAUUCCACAGGCGUUUUAAACGAUCUUGCAAUCCUUGAAGAAGAAAAAGGAAUGGGGAAAAUGCAUCUAGUAAUUACAUUUAACCCUACAGUUAAAAAAUACAGCAUCAAAGAUCUUGGACAAGGCACCGGAACUUUUGUAAGAAUUGACAAUCCUUUGAAGCUGAAAGAAAAUUACAUAAUCUCUUUUGGGGAAUCCCAUAUGGCAAUCCAAUUUUUAGACCCCACAGAGGAUAGUAUUGUCCUUAAAUUUUUAGAAGGGCCAAAGCAAGGAGAAACUUAUACUUUUAGUAAAGAAGACCCAGCUGUAUUAAUAGGAAGAAUGGUAGACUGCAGGAUAAGAUUUGACGAUUUUAAUAUGUCAAGGUACCAGUGCAAAAUACAGCAUGAUAAUGAAAAAGGGUGGAUGCUGAUGGAUGGAGAUGGAGGGAAAAAUUCCACAAAUGGGACCUGGAUUUUUGUGGAAGAAGAUUUUGAGAUCCAUGAUAAAAUGGUGUUUAAGGCUGGGAAAACCCUUUUUCAAGCUACUUUGAUAGACUAA
This is a messenger RNA of Blepharisma stoltei, 960 nucleotides long. NCBI's taxonomy places the organism in Eukaryota, Ciliophora, Heterotrichea, Heterotrichida, Blepharismidae. The record is from the annotation of a GenBank genome assembly.